Molecule: messenger RNA, 494 nt
Organism: Phasianus colchicus (ring-necked pheasant)
Lineage: Eukaryota; Metazoa; Chordata; Aves; Galliformes; Phasianidae
Source: RefSeq, a predicted model, not a curated record
UGAUGCAGCUCAACGUAAUGCAGGACAAGGAGAAAACGGAAAUGUUGCAGUUUGCUCUCUCCCUAUUGGCUGCCCACGCCUCCUUUUUCUCCCACGGCCACACCACAGCCGCCUCAUCGCAACCAUUCCGUACGAGCCUGGGAACACAGUUGGAGCAGAUGGAGUUGGAAGCAGCACGGAGGCAGCGGGACCUGGAGCAGAGACACGCAUUGCUGCUGCAGCAGGACCUGACGCAGGAGGUGGUGGGCGUGGCCAGCGGGGGGGCGGGGCCUGAUGCCCCCCCCAUGGAGGGGUAUCUGUACAAGAGGGCCAGCAACGCUUUCCGCACCUGGAGCCGGCGCUGGUUCUCCAUUCAGAGCAACCAACUGGUGUACCUCAAACGGGCCCAGGACCCCCCCACGGUGGUGGUCCCAGACCUGAGGCUGUGCACUGUGAAGCCUUGUCCCGAAUUGGAGCGGCGCUUCUGCUUCGAGGUGGUGUCCCCAAACAAGUGA